Molecule: messenger RNA, 5121 nt
Organism: Callithrix jacchus (white-tufted-ear marmoset)
Lineage: Eukaryota; Metazoa; Chordata; Mammalia; Primates; Cebidae
Source: RefSeq, a predicted model, not a curated record
CGUGGUGGCUCACACCUGUAAUCCCAGAACUUUGGGAGGCCGAGGUGGGUGGAUCACGAGGUCAAGAGUUCGUUACUAGCCUGACCAACCUGAUGAAACCCCACCUCUACUAAAAAUACAAAAAUUAUUUGUGUGUGUUGGCGUGUGCCUGUAAUUCCUGCCACUCGGGAGGCUGAGGCAAGAGAAUCGCUUGAACCUGGGAGUUUGCAGUGAGCCAAGAUCUCGCCAUUGCACUUCAGCCUGGGCAACAGAGUGAGACUCUAUCUCAAAAAAACAAAACGAAACUUAAUGUUGAUAAGAAAAAAUAAAUUCUGGAUGGGUCCACUGUCUGUCUGUAGUUGGCAUGUUCCUCAUGCCUGCCUGAGUUUAUGCUGAAUGCUCUAGUUUCCUCCCAUGUCCCCAAGAUAAGCACAUUAGGUUCCUUUAUGUGUCUAAAUGAUCCCAGUCUGAGUGAGUGUGUGGGUGACUGUGCAAUGCCAUGAAUGGCGUCCUGUCCACAAGGAUGGGUUCCUUCCUUGUGCUCUGAGCUGCCAGGAUAGACUCUAGCUAGCCUUGACCCUGAACUGGAAUAAGUGGGUAAACAGUUAUCUUACUUGUUCUGAAUCUUCUAUACAUGCAUGUGUGGCUCAUAUUAUUUCAGUUUUCAAUAUUAGAAGUGUUUGGAUCUUUAGAAGUUUGGUUGUGUUUUGUGUCCAGAAAUACAGAUAGGAACUUAACUCUUGUUUAUAUCAAUUAGCUUGUGGUAAAAUUGGUUUCUUUGUACACUGUUUGGCUUAAAGUUGUAGUUUCUAAGAACUUACCGAUGACAGUAAGUGAGGAUGACGUUAAGUGAGGACUUACUGUACUUAGUUCUAGAUGAGGCUUGAUGAUAUUCAGGUUCAAUUUUGUUUUUUGUUUUUUUUUAGGUGGAGUUUUGCUCUUGCCCAGGCUGGAAUACAGUGUUGCAAUCUUGGCUCACUGCAACCUCCACCUCCCAGUUUCAAGCAAUUCUCCUGCCUCAGCCUCCCAUGUAACUGGGAUUACAGUUGGAAGAUAAAAGACUGAUUCACGAAGAAUCUGCUCACUGAGAAGUGCAUGUCAAGCCGCUGGUUGAAUUUCCAUGAAAAAAUGAUUAAGCAGAGAAUGGAGAAGAAGGUUGAUUCCAGGUAUUUUAGGGAUGGUGCAGUUAAGAAACCUUAUUCUCCAAAGACACUGUCCAACAAGAAGUCUUCUGCAUCCUUGGGGAUCCGGAGGGAGUUACCUAGUACCAGUCAUCUAGUGCAGUAUCGUGGCACACAUGCUUGUACCCGACAGGGCCGGUUAAGAGAAUUGCACAUCAGAUGCGUUGCCAGAAAGUUCUUAUAUUUAUGGAUUCGAAUGACUUUUGGAAGAGUGUUUCCCUCUAAAGCCAGAUUUUACUAUGAGCAGCAAUUACUGCGGAAGAUCUUCGGAGAAUGGAAAGAAGAGUGGUGGGUUUUCCACCAUGAGUGGAAACUCUGUGUUCGAGCUGACUGUCACUACAGGUAUUACCUGUACAACCUGAUGUUCCAGACCUGGAAGACCUACGUGCAUCAGCAGCAGGAGAUGAGGAGCAAGUACAUUAGAGCCGAGGUUCACGAUGCAAAGCAAAAGAUGCGACAAGCCUGGAAGUCUUGGUUGAUCUACGUGGUUUUUCGUAGGACCAAACUUCAGAUGCAGACUAUGGCUCUGGAGUUUAGGCAACGGAGUAUCUUACGGGUGUGGUGGAGCAUGUGGAGGCAGCGACUAGGACAGAUCCGUGUGAGCCGUGCCCUCCAUGCCUCUGCUGUGAAGCACAGGUCCCUAAGCCUCCAGCUGCAGGCUUGGUCACAAUGGUGGGAGCAGCUCCUGUAUGCCCAGAAGGAGAAACAGAAGGUUGCCUCUGCAGUGAAACACCGUCAGCACUGGCAAAAGCGGAGGUUUCUAAAGGCCUGGCUUGCAUACCUGCAAAUCCGCAGAGUGAAGAGACAGCAGAACGAGAUGGCUGAACGAUUGCAUCAUGUCACUAUGCUCCAGAUACAUUUCUGUAACUGGCAGCAGGCCUGGGAGCGGAGGGAGAGCUUGCACGCCCACCAGGCCCAGGUGGAGAAACUGGCCAGGAAGAUGGCCUUGAGGUGCACCUUUACUCACUGGAAACACUACAUGCUGCUGUGUGCAGAAGAAGCUGCCCAGUGUGAGAUGGCGGAAGAGCACCACAGGCACAGGCGGCUGUAUUUUUGCUUUAGAGCCCUAAAAGACAAUGUGGCCUACACCCAUCUCCAGCAAAUAAGAAGGAAUCUUGCUUACCAGCAGCGUGGUAUCACGCUGCUACACAGGUUCUGGAACCUCUGGUGGUCUCAGAUUGAGAAGAAAAAGGAAAGAGAGCAGCUCCCCUUACUGCAUGCUGCCUGGGACCACCACAGGUUCAAGCGAUUCUCCUGCCUCAGCCUCCAGAAUAGCGGGGAUUACAGGAUGGCAUUGCUGUGCAAGUGUGUCAAAUGGUGGCUACAGUAUACCCAGAAGAGGCGGUACAAGCAGCUGCUACAGGCCAGAGCAGAUGGGCAUUUCCAGCAGAGAGCCCUGCCUGCUGCCUUCCACACAUGGAAUAGACUCUGGCGAAGCCACCAGCAGGAAAACGUCCUCAGUGCAAGAGCUACACAUUUUCACAGGGAGAAAGUAGAGAAGCAAGUAUUUUCUAUCUGGUGGCAGAAGAUGGUACAGCAUCGAGAAAACCGCUUGGCAGAGAGAAUGGCCAUCCUUCACGCAGAGCGACAGCUUCUGCAUAGGUCCUGGUUCACGUGGCACCAGCAGGCAGCAGCACAUCACCAGGAGCAGGAGUGGCAAACAGUGGCCCGUUUCCACCACCGCUGCAGGCGGCUCAGGAAAGCUUUCUGCCUCUGGAGGGAAAGUGCUCGAGGGCUCAGAACAGAGAGGAUGGGCCGGGUGCAGGCAGCAGAAUUCAAUGCAGCCCAGCUCCUGCGUUGGGCCUGGAGCCAGUGGAGGGAGUGCCUGGCCCUGCGGGGAGCGGAGCGGCGGAAGCUGAUGCGAGCGGAGCUGCACCACCAGCACACGGUGCUGCUCAGGGCGCUGCAGGCGUGGGUGACUUAUCAGGGCAGGGUGCAGAGCAUCCUCCAGGAGGUGGCAGCCAAGGAGAGCCAGCACAACAGGCAGCUGCUGCGGGGGGUGUUACGUCGCUGGAAAGAGAACACCAUGGCCCGCAUGAAUGAAGCCAAAAAAACCUUUCAAGCAAGUACUCAUUACAGAAAGACCAUAUGUUCCAAGGUCCUGGUCCAGUGGCGGGAGAUUGCAUCAGUGCAGAUAUAUUACCGACAGCAGGAGGACCAUGCCAUCUGGGAGGCCCGGAAGGUGCUGGCUAGGGGUUGUCUCCGGACCUGGUUUCAGCGCUGGCGGGACUGCAGCCGGAGGUCAGCCCAGCAGAGACUGCAGCUGGAGAGGGCAGCCCAGCACCACCACCGGCAGCUGCUACUGGAGGGGCUGGCCCGAUGGAAGACACAUCAUCUGGGGUGUGUCAGGAAGAGGCUCCUGCACAGGCAGAGCACCCAACUGCUGGCACAGAGACUCAGCCAGACCUGCUUCCACCAGUGGAGACAACAGCUGGCAGCCAGGAGGCAGGAGCAGCAGGCGUCAGUGCGGGCCCUGUGGUUCUGGGCCUUCUCACUGCAGGCAAAGGUGUGGGCCACGUGGCUGGCCUUUGUGCUGGAAAGGAGGAGGAAGAAGGCACGGAUGCAGCAGGCGUUCCAGGCCUACCAGGGGCAGCUCCUCCAGGAGGGUGCCAUGCGGCUCCUGCGCUUUGCAGCCGGGAUGAAGGCCUCUCGGCAGCAGCUGCAGGCCCAGCAGCAGGUCCAGGCGGCUCACAGUCUCCACCGUGCUGUCCGCCACUGUGCCACACUCUGGAAACAGAAGGUGCUGGGCCGGGGCAGGGAGCCUCAGCCCCUGGCACCCAUCACACCCAGCAGAAAAGUGACAUUUGAGGGUACCCUUCUCAACCGCAUUGCUGCUGGGGCUGGGGAUGCCACCCUGGAGACUAAGAGGCCACAGGCUCCUUGGUCUCAGGGAGCUCUGGGCCGCCUGGCUGCUAGGGAGCCCCAUGCCCUGGAAUUCAACACUGCCCACUCAUCGAGGAAGCAGCCGCGACGCCCACACUUCCUGCUGGAACCUGCGCAGGGCCAGAGGUCCCUGGAGGGUGGCACCAUGGGGAGGCAGGGGCCUCAGAAGCUGCAGGAACAUGGCCUAGGCAUGGCUGAGCCAGCAGGUCCCUCCCUGACACACCCCUUCCUGGCAGAGGCCCCGACAGCACCGGUCCCACACAGCCCCCUGCCUCGGGCCCUGUCCAGUGCCCCUGGCCCAAAGCAGGCCCCGACAGCAAGCACGGGCCCGGAGCUGCUGCUGCUGCCUCCUUCCUCCUUCAUGCCCCAUGGGGCGGCUGCACCAGCCAGGGUGUCAGCACAGCCAGCUACUCCUAGGCAUAUGCCCCAGGUCCCCCCAUCCCUGGCCAGUGUCCCUGGCCCCCACCCACUCCUUCCUGGGGACUUCUCAGGCAUCGGGGCUGGGCCUCGGCUUUCAACUGCAGGCUGCCUGGACCUUGAGGCUGAACUUGAGGGGAUCCAGCAACAACUACUGCACUACCAGACCACCAAGCAGAACCUCUGGUCCUGCCAGCGGCAAGCAAGCAGCCUUCGCAGAUGGCUGGAGCUGAACAGAGAGGAGCCCGGGCCUGAGGACCAGGAAGUAGAGCAGCAAGUGCAGAAAGAGUUGGAAGAGGUGAGGCCCCAGGCCACCCCCAGGGACACCCUGGGCUGUGCUCCCUCUCAGCCCUGCCUGUCCCUAGGUGGAACUGCAGAUCCAGCAGCUGGCAGAGGAGCUCCAGGCCCAGCGCCAGCCUACUGGCGCCUGCAUUGCCCGAAUCCAGGCCCUGCGGCAGGCCCUGGGCUAGCAUGUUCACCCCAGGGAUGCAGGUACGCGGCUGUGGGGAGGCCCCAGGCCACCUCCAGGGACAGAGCACAAAGUUAUGACUUUUAUUUUUUAUUUCAAAAUGUUUUGCAAUUAAAUGAAUUACUGUUCAGAAGUCUCCCACUUUUCAUACAAAAAUACUGUGCUACUGAUACAGUUGAAAAAAUUCAAUGA